Messenger RNA from Botrytis cinerea B05.10, 2027 nucleotides. RefSeq lists its product as hypothetical. The transcript is spliced from 5 exons. NCBI's taxonomy places the organism in Eukaryota, Fungi, Ascomycota, Leotiomycetes, Helotiales, Sclerotiniaceae. Bases 209 to 1588 code for a protein of 459 amino acids. The record is from RefSeq and is a predicted model, not a curated record.
GGCUAGAAGGAAUUUGACACUUCGGCGGCAAAAAAGCGUGUUGGCCAUGGAUAUGUUCCGAUGUUCCAUAUAUUGAAGUAACAUCGAGAGGGUGUGGAAGAGAUAGAAAAGAUCAACUUGAUCCUUCAUCUCUUCAUGGUUGUUGUGACUUCAUCUCUUUUCGAGAAAUCAAACACACGGAAUAAUAUCUAGAAAAAAUAAACAAGUCAUGGUUCGAAUGAUUUUGGGAACAACAGCGGUAUCGCUAGUUCUUUCCAUAGUCAAUGCCAUAUCAACAACUGCAGCAGGAUUCGUUGCACAUGAUACCAGCGUCACAUUUGCUCUCAACAUACCAGAGAAAAAUACGAACAAUGAUCUAUAUUUCAGCAUAUCAGGUCCGAGCAGUUGCUCCUGGAUAGCUGUUGGCAUGGGUUCAAACAAGAUGAAAAACUCCCUUAUGUUUAUGAUGUAUGCCGAUUCCACCGGAAAGAAUGUAACUCUCAGUCCCCGGAUAGCUUCCGGGCAGAAUGAACCAUCGCAUACCAAAGACAUUGUGGUUGAAUCUCUUGCCGGCACGGGGAUUUCCAACGACACUUUCACGUGGAAUGGGAGAUGUCUAAACUGUACCUCGUGGAAAGGAGGAUCCUUGGGUUCGACCAAAAAUCAAAACGCAACUUUCAUAUGGGCAAAUGGACCGCCCGGAACAAUCGAAUCAAACUCAUUACACGCCGAUGUCAAGAGACAUGAUUCUUAUGGAGUUUUUUCCAUGGAUUUAUCGAGCGCGGUGGGUAAAUCAGGUGUACCUGCCGUUCCAACUUCGAAUUCCAAAGGCACUAUCCAAAUUUCUGAGAAAGGGGACGGCCAGAUUUCAUCAACUGCACAUGCUGUUCUGAUGGUUUUAGUAUUUGUUGGACUUUUGCCAUUGGGUAUCGUCAUUUUGAGAUUUCUAAAUUGUCCCAGGUGGCAUGCUCUCCACCAAACCAUAUCUCUUGCAAUUGCACUUAUAGGAGUUGGAUUAGGCGCGAAGUUGGGUACACUUUACAAUCGGACGAAAGGUUUCCAAUCUGGACAUCAAAUCUUCGGCCUUAUGAUUAUUGUAGCCAUGAUCGGACAAUGGGUCUUUGGAUUUCUUCAUCAUCGAAUGUACAAGAAAACCUCGGCCACCACCAAAUUUGCCCCCAUACACGUUUGGCUAGGUCGCGUUAUCAUCCCGGCUGGAAUUAUAAACGCCUUCAUCGGUUUCCCCCUCGCACUCAAUACCAAAUUCGACUGGGCACUUCUAAUCUGCACACUUCUUAUGGUCAUCAUCUGCGCCCCCGUUCUCUUCUGGGGCUACAAACGUCGCCAAGCAAAGAAAGUCGAAGAUACCACAGCGGAAGUAGAAGGAUACGAAGCAGAGCCAUGGAGAAACCCGCAGGCGCAGUAUGAUAUCGGUCUCAACCACAUGAACAUGAACAUGAAUAUGAAUAUGAAUAUGAAUAUGAACCCCAAUCUAGGUGUGCCUCCACCAUAUCAUGCAGGAGAACAUCAGCAGCAGACCUCUCAACAAAGAAUACCAGGCCAAUCGUCGCAUAAUAUGCCGGUACAGCAGGGGACGCAGUUUGUUUGAAGAUUCAGAUCGAUUCUGCGAACGGGUUUGGGAUAUCCUUGAUUCCUUAAUGGGGCAGAAAAUUCAAUUGGGGUGAUGUCUGGAAUAUUCAAAUAUAGCAAAUAAGAUAUAUGGUGUGUUUAAGGGUCGAAGGAAUGGUAGUCAUUUCCACAGGGUUAAAAUUUCGGGAUAUCGAGGAAAGAUAAUGCAACAUAAUGGCGGCGUUUUAUUUGGGUCAUGAGCCGCGGAGGAAAAGGGUUAUACAUCAAGGAUUUAUGUAAGGACUGGUUGCCAACAUAAAAUAGGGUGGCGUUUUGGAGUAUUUGGCCAUACUUUCUUCUAUGAAUGCAAUGGAACAGUGUGCAAUCGAAAUCUUACAUUGUCGAAUCGUCAGAGCUUUCAAGCGAUCGAAAUGAUACAUAUGCAUAGAACAGUCAAAUCACUCACCCCAAAAUACGCA